ACAGAAACAAAAAGUCUCUCAGGAGUGGCGAGGCAGACAUCAGCGACGGGGAUUUUCUGCCGCUUUACAGCGUGAGAGCACAAACCCGGCCUGUACGAGCAUAUGUAGUCUGAAGAGACGUAUGACUGCAGUCAGGAGAAGUUGUUUACAUUUCUGAUCAUGGAUUGGAGCACACAGCAGUUGUUUUACACUAUAAUAUUUCUACUUUCGGGAGAAAGCGCAGUUCAUUUAGGAAGUUGCGUAUCAGCUGUAAUCAACGGAGAGGACACGUUUACUAUCCAGCACAAUAGCAGUGGGAAGUGCCUCCUGGUCCAGGAUGGAGCCUUGAAGUUGGGAGACUGCUCGUCGGUGCCGGCCGUGUCGUGGAAGUGGGGUUCGGCCCACAGACUGUUCCACAUGGAGUCGUCAAUGUGUCUGGGUCUGGAGGUGCGCUCCAAAAUAGUGACCCUGUUCAGCUGCGACUCCACAGAGAUUCUGCGGUGGAAGUGCCACGAGGACAUCAUCUACACGGAAUACCAAAUGAAACUCAGCGUCGGGACCAACGACUCUGUAACCGCCAAGAGGGACAGACAGGACACUUGGAAAAGAGGAGGGAGCCCGGAAAACAUCUGUCAGCAGCCGUAUCAAAGGAUGCACACAAGCGGGGGGAAUUCUAACGGGGCACCCUGUGAGUUCCCCUUUCUCUACAAUGGGACCUGGCACCACAGCUGUCUGCCUGGCACCGGAGACAAUACGCUGGACUGGUGUUCCACCACUGCAAACUAUGAUCAACAAGAGAAGUGGGGGAACUGCCUGAAGUAUGUGGAAGGAUGCAUUAAUUUAUGGGAGAAAGCCCCAGUGAAAGGACGCUGCUAUCAGGUUGUCUCCACAGCGGUGGUGACCUGGCACGAGGCGCGGGAUGCCUGUCGUAGUCAAGGAGGAGAUCUGCUCAGCGUGUCUAACCCUCAAGAGCUUGAGUUCUUUAAAAAUCAGAAGGACUUACCAAGCAAGCUGUGGAUCGGCUUGAACCAUCUGGACUGGAUGCAGGGUUGGCAGUGGUCCGACGGAUCAGCUUUAUCUUUUGCCCCUUGGGACACAGGCAUCCCAAUCAGAUCCCUUGUGUCGGACGAGGACUGUGGAGUUCUGAAGGAGCCGCUGCGUUUCGGCGUAGAGACAUGUGAAAACCGGCUUCCCUUCAUCUGCAUGAAGAAUGACAAAGACAGUGAGAGUACAGCAGUCAGGGAGGUAUAUAAGCCCACGGUGUGUGAAGAUGGUUGGACUGGGUGGAAAGGAUUCUGUUAUAAACUCCAUGGUGGUUCAGAGUCAAAACUGUCCCAGCAUGAAGCUCUGAACACGUGUCAGAUGGAUAAGUCUGAUCUUGCCAGCAUGCACAGUUUGGAUGAAAUUGAAAUGCUACACACAAAUUUUCACAAAGAUCUGAAGACAGAGGUAUGGAUUGGUCUUUUGGGUAAUGGAAACACCUCAGUUUUUGAAUGGGUCGAUAAAGGACCAGUGUCUUUCACAUACUGGGCCAGAGCUCAACCUCCACCACUUCUACCAAAUACCAUCCACUGCGUGUACUAUUCAGGAGAGCAUCAUACAUGGUCUGUGUCUGAUUGUGAAAAGCCGAGGGCUUACAUGUGUAAGUCGAAAGGGAGUGUGAAUGAGAGCGCCCCAGAAGAAGGCUGCCCUUCAGAUGGGAAUUGGAAGAGACAUGGCAAUGCUUGCUAUAAAAUGGACACUGAGCUGGUGUUCUAUAAAAACAGCUGCCACAUCACCAUUAAUAACAGAUUUGAACAGGCCUUCAUUAACAGUCUUCUGAAAGAGCACAUCAGCACUGAGGUGUUGUAUUUCUGGACGGGGCUACAGGACACUAAAGGGUCCAGGGAGUACCAUUGGAUCGGUCAGGAUGGGAGAGCAGACCAGGUCACCUUCACCAACUGGAAAUGGCCAGAACCAGCUUUCGCCGGUGGCUGUGUGGUGAUGUCUACUGGGAAUCCUUUGGGCCAGUGGGCUGUUAAGAACUGCACUCUGUUCAAAGCUGGCAGAAUCUGUAAGAAACCCAUCAAAUCAAUGGUCCAACCCACCCCAGAUCCAGUUGAGCCCAAUGUCAAUGCUUCCUGUGCACCAGGAUGGAUCUCAAAGGAAGGCCUAAAGUACUGUUACAAGGUGUUUCACGAGGAGCGUUUGACCAGGAAGCGCUCGUGGGAAGAGGCGGAGCGUUUCUGUGAGGCACUAGGGGGGCAUUUGCCCAGCUUCACUGAGACUAAAGAUAUGCAAAUGUUACAUUACAUCCUGAGAGACUCAAUCAGUGAUAAUCGUUUUUUCUGGGUGGGACUAAAUCGCAGAAAUCCAAAUAACAACAACAACUGGGAGUGGAGUGAUGGGCGUCCGGUCUCCAUGAUGAUCUUUCCUGAGGAAUUCAACGAAGAUGAUGCCUAUAACAGGGAUUGCGUUGCCUUUAAGACUUUGAAAGGAACCUACAAGCCAUUUCACUUCUUCCUGUUUCAUAAUGUUCCUCAACGGUCUUUUUAUCCCAGUGUCUUUCACUGCAACGCCAAACUGGAAUGGGUGUGUCAGAUACCACGAGGUCAAUCACCAAAAACACCAGAGUGGUACAACCCAGAUGGGCACCAUAACACAUCGGUGUUUAUAGACGGCCAGGAGUUCUGGUUUGUAACGGAGCCAAAGUUGUCCUUCGAGGAGGCCGCCUUGUACUGCAGCAGCAACAACAGCAAACUCGCCACACCCGACACCCUUAAUGCCGCACGCCGCCUACAGGAACGUCUUUUUGAGCAUUCAGAACAGGUGAAUUUAAAGUGGUGGGCAGACCUUCAUUACCCUGGUCCUCAUGCUCCCUUUAUGCUCAACCCUAUGCACUACUAUUAUUCAGCGUUUCUGGGCAGGUGCCCCUCUAUGACUCCCGUGUCAUUUGAACCUGGUUUCGGUGGCAGAUGUAAUGAAAAACAGCCGUUUGUGUGUGAGACCCUGAACGUCACUUCUGCGGAGAAAGGAAGCCCAGAACCGCCCCCUGCCAACACCUCAUGUGAGGGCACUGCCAAGCACUUCAGAAAGAAGUGCUAUCAAGUUUUAGACGAGUCUCAUUUCCAAACCUUCAAAGAUGCCAAUGAGUUCUGCAAUUCACUGACUGGCACGAUGCUCACCAUAUCUGACCAAGUUGAACAGGAUUUCAUCACUACAAUGUUACCGGAGUUACCCGGACAGCCUCAGAAGGUCUGGAUUGGCCUAAAGUUCAAGCUUCAUGAGACUCAGUGGGUGGACAACUCGCCAGUUGCAUAUCUGAACUUCAAUCCUCUCCUGCAUGGCCAGUUACGACCCAUAUUCAUCAAUACAUUUGAACAGGACUCCAUGGAGCUCUGUGCCUACAUGUAUAAUGAUGAUCAUUCUGACAUGAUAGGCACCUGGGACUACACCACCUGCUCCGACCGCCAGUAUCUCAGCAUCUGCCAGCAUCCUGCAAAUGAACAAGAGAAACCUGAGAAUAAGGAUGAUUUCACGGUUCAUAAUCAUACAUUUAAGGUGGUACAGCAGGGCAAUUUAACAUGGAUAGAGGCUCUUCAGUUGUGCCGGAGCUACAAUAUGGACUUGGCCAGCGUACCUGAUGCAUAUGUCCAAGCAAGGCUCACAGUUGAAGUCUCUCGAAGAAAUCAGUCCCUCUGGAUUGGACUCUUAAGUGAAGAUGAAGGGGAGCACUACCACUGGACAGACCACAGUCACACUGAGUUCAGCCGCUGGACCCCUGAAGCCACCGAAGGAGCCUGUGUGUAUCUGGACACUGACGGUUUCUGGAAGGCAACCGAGUGUGAGGAAGAGCUUUCAGGAGUGAUCUGCCACAUCCCACACAAUCACACCGUCACACCUGAAGUAGAUUCGGUCAAAUGUCCUCACAAAAGCAAUGGACAGAACUGGAUCCGCUUUAAGAAGAACUGCUACACGUUACUGCUGGGGGCCUCCAGAUGGAGCAACAAUGGCAUUGAUCAGCAGAUCUGCAAGUCUCUUGCCGGGGCCGGAGAAAUCCUGACAAUCCGUGAUGAGGCAGAGAAUGAUUUCAUCAGGCAGCAGUUGCAGCCAUUCAAAGAUUUAGUGAUGUUUGUGUGGCUGGGAAUGAGCAAAAACAAGGCAGAUGAGCAGCUGAAGUGGCUAGAUGGCAGCAAUGUGCAGUUCUCUAACUGGAAAUACGGUCUAAGACCAAACAUCACAGAGUCCUUCAUGGUUGGUCUCAACUUAAUCGGAGAGUGGGAUAUGAUAACAAAUCAACGUUUUUUCAAUACCUUCAAACAGAAGAGUAUUGUGGUGUGCAAGAUUGAAAAAGAUCCCAAAGAGGAGUUCAUGAAGGGUGUGGUUGACGUUAAUGCUCCAGAUGGCAUAAGUUACCGUCGGGUGGCCAAGAGAAUGGAUUGGUAUCAGGCACUGCAAGAGUGUGGACGCAACAAAGGCCAUCUUGCCAACAUCCCUGACAAAACCUCUAACGACAACAUGGCACUGAUCGCCAAACGGGACGGCUUUUCACUGUGGAUUGGCCUUUCCAAACAAGAUGUAAGUGGCUGGCCAUUUGAGUGGUCAGAUGGGAGUGCAGUAAAAUUCACGCCAGAUGGAUUUGUCAACGACGGCCUUGAUUCUGAGGAAAAGUGUGUGUUUGUGGACUCCAAAGGCACCUGGACGGCCGUCAACUGUCAUGUGGCCCAAGAAGGGGCCAUCUGUUACAACCACAUCAGUGAGAAACCUGCUGCACAUCUCUCUUCUGAUUCCAGCAGCAGUUGUCCCAAGAGUGAUGAUCACUUUUCAUGGGUCCUGUUCAAAGAUCACUGCUAUGCUUUCAACAUGUACAACUACUCUGUCUUUACCAUGGAAAGCGCCAAGAACGUGUGUCAGAAUCUGGAUUCUUCCUCCAAGCUGUUAACCAUCAAGAGUAAAGAGGAGAAUGAUUUUGUCUCUGACUACAUGAAUAAGAACCCUUCCAUCACAAGCCGAGUGUGGCUGGCGCUCAACAUCAACGACAGGGGUGAGCCCACAGGUUGGCAUGAUGGCAGUGAACUGGACUUUUCUAGCUGGGAUGCAAAAUCAGGCCCACGGUUAUCCCAGCAGAUGCCGCAGGUCUGCGCAGUCAUGGUGUCCAGCAACGGCUCCUGGACGCACACAAGCUGCUUGAACAGCCGCAGCCGAAUCGUCUGCAAAGCACCUGCCUAUCCAGGUAGCCCUGUGGCUUUGAUCUUCUUCAUCGUUGUACUCAUCUGCAUCUUCGCGACUGUCCCCUUCAUCUUAUACCAGAAAAACAAGCACCGCUUCCAUUCGACAGUACGUUACCAGCGCAACUUUGAUGACGCGGACAGCGCGAGUAUGAUCAAUAAUGCCGAGUAACGGCUCAACUGAAUGACGUCAAAUGAAACGGUAGCUAAAAUGUGCCUUUUACUAGAAACACUCCUCUAUGCCAUCAACAGAAACACCUGCUUCAGUGGUGCAAUCUAAGGUUAUUUAUUAUUCUUCACAUCUUGACCGUUUGUGUAAAAUAAAAUAGGAGUGAUAUUAUUCUAAGGGUUUUAUUGUUUAAAUUAAAAUGUCUAAAAUGCUUGUGUAUAUUUUAAUUGGAGGACUGCAGGUACUUACCAUACUAUACAAAUUUGACUGUGUUUCUUUGGCUUCUCGUGAUAUUACGUCAUUGGAUCAGGGUUUUUUACUCCUCUUGAGCAGCACUGAAUAUUAACUCAUGCAUGGAGCUGGGAGGUUUUGAAGAAUGUGUGUUUUUCCUCUUUUCUUUUCAAAGAUGUGAUUUUAAGAUGUGAUCCGAAACUGUAUUAUCUCAUUUAAAAUAAUUUAUUUUUGUGGGGGGUUUUUUUCUUUCUUAUUUGAUUUUUGAAUGCCACUUUUUGAAAUUGUCAUUGAUUUAUUAGUCAGUGGUCAAUAGAACAUUCCUAUCAAACUUGCCAGAAUGGUGAUUUUCCACAGUGUUGAUGUAUCAUGUACUUCUCCUGGCAUUGUGACAUUGUUUGCAUUCAUUACAGUAAUAUCCAAGUGCUGUAUAACAGCUUAUGGUAACACAGUAAAUGCAGUGCACUGACUGCUGUAUAAGAUGCUAAUGAUAAAAUGAUAGUUGGCGCAGUCGGAGAUGAUAUCUAUGCACUCUUACGCUUCAUUCGCUCAAACUACUGAGAUCUGAUGCACUUUAAUGAGCUGUUUGAAUCUAACUUCAAGCAAAAAUUACACAAUUUUAGUAAAGGAUUUAGUACAUGCUUGUAAAUAUUUUAUUAUAUAUUUUUUCUUGUUGCUGUUGAUUGUUUGUUUGGUUUUAUUUUAUUUUUUCAAACUACACCAAAGAUGUUUUGGGAAUUUAAGGUAAUAUAUUGCAAACCCAAAAAUGUUCACUAAAGAUAAUGCUGCUUUUGAAAAAAAAAAAAAAAUUAUUAUUAUUAUUUUUUUUUUCAGAAUCUUUUGUUAUCCUUGUCUUUGAUUUGAUUACAUAUCAGCUUUCCUCUGUUUUGACCACAGCAGAUGCUCAAUAAAACAAUGUUACUUCUUAUAAUA
Molecule: messenger RNA, 6519 nt
Organism: Onychostoma macrolepis
Lineage: Eukaryota; Metazoa; Chordata; Actinopteri; Cypriniformes; Cyprinidae
Gene: ly75
Product: lymphocyte antigen 75
Exons: 35
Coding region: 160-5358 (1732 amino acids)
Molecular function (GO): signaling receptor activity
Source: RefSeq, a predicted model, not a curated record